AUGGCUUCCUUUCUUAGCCGAACCCAAGCAUUAUUUCAAUUGCCUCGCUAUGUACCGGCAUUAAUUGCUCGUGCACAAGCCAGCCAAAACGUUCCUCCUACACCAGGCUCUGGUGUACCAUUAUCAGGUAGCACAACAAAGACUGUUUCACAAACAGGCGGGACAAAAAAAGGAGAUUCUUCAGUUCUACCAAAAAGUUCAACCUCUUCCGAUCAUACAAAUCCGACUAAGACGAGUUCCGAUGCGCCACCUCUAGAUCAUGACAAUGUUGAUUUAAAGAAUAAACAAACUUCUAAGUCAACUUCGUCAAGCUCAAGCAAGCCUCCCAAGACAUCGUCUUCAUCAUCAAAUGAUUCUGACAAUAAAACAUCUUUGGAUUCACCAUUUGUGCAAUACGGUACAAUUGUUGUUCUUGCAGUUACUGCUUAUCUUUGUUACAAAAUGAUGAACAAUCGUCGCAAUCAGGACAAAAAUGAUUUGAUAAAUAAUGAACAUUACAAACGAGCAACAGCUGAUUAUCAAUCUGCCAAUAUGCAAGGCACGGAUGUGAAAAAAUAA
Molecule: messenger RNA, 558 nt
Organism: Adineta ricciae
Lineage: Eukaryota; Metazoa; Rotifera; Eurotatoria; Adinetida; Adinetidae
Source: the annotation of a GenBank genome assembly